Molecule: messenger RNA, 1515 nt
Organism: Eimeria necatrix
Lineage: Eukaryota; Apicomplexa; Conoidasida; Eucoccidiorida; Eimeriidae
Exons: 1
Coding region: 1-1515 (504 amino acids)
Source: RefSeq, a predicted model, not a curated record
AUGGAGCCCGCGGUGUCUGCGCCGAAGAAGUUUUCUUUUUCUUUGAAAAAGAAGACCUCAGACCCCCGGCUGUCGCCUCCAGGCGCAGCAGCAGCAGCAGCAGGAGUGAAGACUGAAGCUGCUGCUGCUGCUGCUGCUGCUGCUGCUGCACCCAAGCCCCUGCUGGGCUUCGAACGCGGGGGGCCCCCCGAGGGCCCCAAGCCCCAGCUGCUGCUCAGCAUCAGCGGCGGCAAACUCGAGGUAGAGGGGGGCCCCCCUGCUGCAGCAGUUCGCGUAAUUCCUUGUCCCAAUCCGCUGCCUCUUUCAGCCUACCGCAUGAGCCUUCUUGCUGCGCAGCAGCAGCAGCAGCAGCAGCAGCAGAGUCCGGAAGUUUCCGCAGAAGCAGCAGCAGAAACAGCAGCAGCAGCAGCAGCAGCAGACACGGGCGCAGACGCUGCACUGCAGCAGCUCAAGGCAGAGCGGCCUAGCCCCGAAGGCGCGCAGCAGCAAGUCGCAGCAGCAGACGCCGGCGCUGCUGCAGCAGCUGCUGCAGCAGCUGCUGCAUCAUCCGCUGCAGCACUUGCUGCAGCAGCUGCUGCAUCAUCUGCUGUAUCACCUGCCGCAGGAGCUGCAGCAGCAGGAGCUGCUGCAGCAGCUGCUGCAGCGCCUGCUGCAGCAGCAGUGAAGACUGCUGCUGCAGCGGCUGCUGCAGCACCUGCUGCAGCAGCAGUGAAGACUGCUGCUGCAGCGCCUGCCGCAGGCCCUGCUGCAGCAGCAGUGAAGACAGAGCCUGGGGACACGCCGGCGCCGCGCCCAGCAGCAGCAGCAGCAGCAGCAGCAGCAGCAGCAGCAGCAGCAGCAGCAGCGGCGAAGGGGGAGUGUGGGGCGAAGCGGCGGCUGACGGACGAAGAAGUUGCUGCUGCUAUAACAGCAGAACUUCGCGGCGAAGUUUCGACUUCUUUGGUGGUUCCUUUAUUGGCCCGGACUUCAGUUUUGGCGGAGAUCCGGAGGCGUUACCGCGAGGAGAAGGCCCGCAGCAGCAGCAGCAGCAGCAGCAGCAGCAGCAGCAGCAGCAGCAGCAGCAGCAGCAGCAGCAGCGGCGGCGGGCAGCAGCAGCGGCGCAGGCCGUGGCAGCAGCAAACUGGAGAAACUGACAAAGAGCUGCUGCAGCGCGAACUCGCAGUGCUGCCGGAGGCCCCUUUGCCCAGCAGCAGCAGCUACGAAGCAAUGCCAGUGGAGGAGUUUGGUGCAGCAAUGCUGCGGGGCAUGGGGCUGGAGUUGCUUCCUGCUGCUGCUGCUGCUGCUGCUGCUGCUGCUGCUGCUCCCCAGAAGCGCAAACCCUACUCCCGCGCAGGCCUCGGCAGCGACAGAGAACUCGAAAGACUGCAGGAGAAAAUCGAGCAGCAAAAGCGGCUCCAAGAAGCAGCAAAAAGGUCCAAACAAGUCUUCAUUCCCCUCAGAACGGCUGCAAACUCCCAGCAGCAGCAGCAGCAGCAGCAGCAGCAGCAGCAGCAGCAGCAGCAGCAGGGGGAGUGA